Molecule: messenger RNA, 1464 nt
Organism: Danaus chrysippus (African queen)
Lineage: Eukaryota; Metazoa; Arthropoda; Insecta; Lepidoptera; Nymphalidae
Source: the annotation of a GenBank genome assembly
AUGCCUGAUAUGAAAUAUAUCCUUGUUACUGGUGGCGUUAUAAGUGGCGUAGGAAAAGGUGUCAUCGCUAGUUCUUUUGGCACAAUUCUUAAAAAUUGUGGUAUUGAUGUAACAUCAAUAAAAAUCGACCCCUAUAUUAAUAUUGAUGCAGGAACCUUCUCUCCUUAUGAACAUGGUGAAGUUUACGUGCUUGAUGACGGUGGCGAAGUAGAUCUUGAUCUUGGCAACUAUGAACGUUUCUUAGACAUAACAUUGCAUAGGGAUAACAAUAUUACUACAGGAAAAAUAUACCAACAGGUUAUAGAGCGAGAGCGUCGUGGUGAUUAUUUAGGAAAGACAGUGCAAGUUAUUCCACAUAUUACUGAUGCAAUUCAAGAAUGGGUGCAGAGGGUUGCACAUAUCCCUGUCACACCAGAGAACAAUCCGCCAAGGGUUUGUAUUGUGGAACUCGGUGGAACAAUCGGUGACAUUGAAGGAAUGUCCUUUGUUGAAGCAUUCAGACAGUUUCAGUUUAGGGUUAAGAGGGAAAACUUUUGUUGUGCUCAUGUCUCAUUAAUACCUAUGCCAAAAUCAACAGGUGAACCAAAAACAAAGCCUACACAAUCUUCAGUGAGGGAAUUGAGAGGUCUUGGUUUGUCACCAGAUCUCAUUCUAUGUAGGUCAGAGAAACCUAUAAACCACAAUGUGAAAGAGAAAAUUUCUAACUUUUGUCAUGUAGCCCCAGAUCAGGUCAUUUGUAUUCAUGAUUUGAGUUCAGUGUAUCAUGUGCCACUUUUGAUGGAGGCUCAAGGAGUUGUUCAGUACUUGAAUGAAAGGCUACAGUUAAAUAUUGCUAUACCUAGACCUGGCAGGUUCAUGCAAAAAUGGCGAAAUCUAGCAAAACGGGUAGAUAACUUAAGGAAAGAAGUGAAUAUAUCUCUUGUUGGCAAGUAUACAAAAUUAGAGGACAGUUAUGCCAGUGUUACUAAAGCUCUUCAGCAUGCGAGUAUAGCUGCUGGGUGCAGAUUGAAGUUAACAUAUAUUGAAGCAGUUAAUUUAGAAGAACAAACGAAAAUCGAUAAUCCAGUUAGCUAUCACAAGGCCUGGCAAGAAGUUUGCAAAAGCGAUGGUCUCAUUGUACCUGGUGGUUUUGGUCAGAGAGGCUUAGAAGGGAAAAUAGAAGCAUGCCGUUGGUGCCGGGAAACUCAAAAGCCGAUGUUAGCUAUAUGUCUGGGCUUACAAGCAGCUGUCAUAGAAUUUGCUAGAAAUGUGUUAGGUCUUAAGGGAGCUAAUAGUACAGAAGUUAAUCCUGACUGUGAGGACAAGCUCGUUAUUGAUAUGCCAGAACAUCAUCCUGGAAACCUUGGCGGUACCAUGAGAUUUAUACUUGCUUCUCUUGGAAAACUGAAAAAUUAUAUGUCAAAGGGUUGCAGAUUCAGUCCUAGGAAUCAGUCAGAUGUUAGUUCAGAUGAUGAUCUUCGUUGA